Molecule: messenger RNA, 1344 nt
Organism: Cuscuta epithymum
Lineage: Eukaryota; Viridiplantae; Streptophyta; Magnoliopsida; Solanales; Convolvulaceae
Source: the annotation of a GenBank genome assembly
UGAUUCGAGUUGUGUGAAGUCAAAUAUUGUUAGCGAUUCGGAAGCUGGCUGCUACGGAAUCCCUCCGAAGUUUAGGGUGAGAAAUUUGGACUCGGGGUGAUAGAUCUAAGAGAUGUUCUACCUCAUUUCAUAAUUCAAAAGAUUGCAUCUCAAUUUAUUCAACUUUCUUUUGAGGAGGGAUAAAAAUACGAAAUCACCUUAUUCAAUUGUUCCAGAUGACUCCUACAUUGAAUACAUGGACUCUGGUCAAACUCACUAUCCAAAGAAGUAGAUUUCCAGAAAAGCAAUUUUUUUCUCAAUUUGUUCAGCUGUGGACUGAUAAAGUAACAAGUUUCAGUAGUGGUACUAACUUAAUGAGCCAAUACCCCUCUUCAGAGCAGAAGUUGAAGUAUAUGCGUCACCCAACUAAACUUUGCUGCAGGUUAGAAAAACUUUCCUACUGGCUUCCUGCGUCCCUUUUUAAUUUAUGUAGGGUGCACUCCGAAGACAUCCUCACUAUUCAAAAGCAAUAUGAAAUGGUACAUCUAUCAAGCUGUCAUUAUUACAUUAUAUCUUAUGUAUUUAAGAUGUUUUAGAUUUAUGCACAAUGUUAUGUGUGUUUAUGACUUGUGUGUGUAUACUCUGCAUAUGUAACAAACUUGCAAAUGUUUUUUUAGAUUUCACUCUUUUUUAAUUACGCUAACUUGUGCAAAUGUUUAUUGAGACAGGUUUGGCAUUUGGCACUAACUUGUGCAAAUGUUUAUUGAGACAGGUUUGGCAUUUGGCACUAACUUGUGCAAAUACUAAAUGGGUUUGGUAUUUUUUUAGUAAACUUUUUUAUGUAUUUGUUUUCUCCCCACCUCAGCUGUAUUUUUAUUAUUUUGAUGGACAGAUCUGAGAAAGAGAAGCGUCCCACUUAAGAACAGAAAGGGGUUUAAGAUGUACAGGUUCUUAUUUGUUAGACGUGAUAAUGAACUAGCACCUUGGACAAGUGAUGACCAUGGAGAUUUCCAAAGGCCUAAACCCGUCAUACCUAAGCUUGAAAGCGCAGUUGAUAUUUUGAGAGGAUAGAAAAUCCGUCAUGGCUGAUUUUUGGUAUUGAGAAUUGGCUGAUUACACAUGGAAAGAGAAAGAAGCUUUUGGAGAAAUAAUAGAACUUUUCAUUUUUCGUUUAGGCCAAAAUCUUAUUUUAUAUUUUGGCUUCUCAAUAUGUAUUAACUUAAAAUUUUAUAUCAAGUAAAAGAAUCAGUUGAAUUUACUUUUUUGAAAUUGAAAUGUGGUUGUAUCACUUCUUUUUUAUCCUACGGAUGUUAAUCACAUGCUUGCAUUAGUAUUGAAUGGUAUUUGAAAUAAUAUUUUUAUUUU